Molecule: messenger RNA, 1881 nt
Organism: Rotaria sp. Silwood1
Lineage: Eukaryota; Metazoa; Rotifera; Eurotatoria; Philodinida; Philodinidae
Source: the annotation of a GenBank genome assembly
AUGGUGUUUCCGAUUUUCAUAAUUAUUGGUCUAUUAACUCAAGUUCUAUGUCAAGACGCAGCAUUGAACUCUUCUGAUGGUAUUGUUAUACAUCAAGUAGAAGUACAAACAAGUAGCAUUGGUCGUAUUAAAUAUGAAGAUGGUGAAGUAAUUCUUUAUCAAAAUCAACGCAAGCCAACUGAUAUAUUUUUCACUCCAUUUCCUCGUGUCAAUCCUGUGAAUAGUGAAUGUAAUGAGAACAUACUAAGUGGACAUAUCGAAUUGAGUCUUUCUGUCGAACUUUAUACUUCUCUACUUAUUCAAGUUAUUCAAAGUUACAUGAAGCAAUAUUUUCCCCAGCUAUGCAACGAGAAUUCAACAUGCGAUGCUUCUCUACUACCAAUGAGUGCUAUUCGUCUUGUUCAAAAAGGUCUUCGAACAGACAAGAGUCGACAAAUGUACACAAUCAAUGAUGAAUGGCGUUCAAAUACUCUUCUCCUUCAAUCAAUCGAGUUCGUUAUAUAUACCGUGAAUCAAAGUGUUUGUGAACAUCUUCGUUCAUCAAUUGUUAAGCAAUGUUAUCUAUCUAAUUUCGAAAUACACUAUUCUCUUCAUUCAGAGAAGACAGUCGAACGACAAGUGGAGAUUAAUACUGAACAAAUUACUGGAACAUCUAUGUAUAAUCGAAUUCUAUCUCAGUUCCCACGAUCGGAUACGAUAGCACUCAGUGGUGGUGAUUUCAAACAAUUGAUCAGUGAAGUUUCUGACAAAAUUACUAUGAAAUUACGUGUUCAAGAAGGCUUCGACAGUCAACUGCAAGAUCCAAUUGCUCUUGAUAAAGUACUUGAACGACAACUACAAUUGAAACAGGUUCAUUUGAAGAAAGCAGAUGAUCAACUCUGGAACUCACUCUAUUGGACACAGGAUCUAACUCGACCAGAUCGCUUGGCUAAAGCAAUCAAUACAAUCGUUCGUAAAGACUCAACUGAUAGUAAUCAUUUUCUCUAUGACAGUCAAGCUGCUAAGAACAUUCAUAAACUUGGUUUGACUCAGCAUGAUAUUGAUCGAUUAGAACAAUUUGAUAAAUUAUUGGCUACUCAUGCACAUAAAAAGUCAUCGUCUGGAUCUGGAACGAGUCAUUCUGGAGGUGGAGGUAGUUUACACGUUUUUGGAAGAUUUAAAAUUGGUGGUAGUGGCAGUAGUAGUAGUCAAUCCCAAUCACAUCAGUUUGAAGAUGAUCAAAAAGUGACUGACUCGAUACAUGACAAGAAAAACCACAGUAAUCAUUUGAACGUAACUAAUAUCGAGUCAAACAACGAUACACAAUAUGUGUUUUCUCGUGAUCAAGUCGAAAAGUAUUUAAGUGAACUAUCUGAUCAUAUUCAUCUAGAAGGUGAGAUCAUUCUUCCAAAACCUAUUAAUGCUCAUAUACUGAAGUUGAGUACACUUCGAUCUGAAACAAAACUUCUUUCACAUACUGUUCUCGUUCGUACUCGAAGCAACGUUCAUGUUCUACCUCUACGGUGUCCAUCGAAGGAAACUAAAGCUUCAACUAGUAAUACGAUGAAUCAAUAUCGUUGGCUUGAUGACAAAGUUGAACAGCUAAAAACAACUAUUGAAAAACUAACUAAUAAAUUAUCUGAAUUAAAUAAUCAGAUGUCAGAACGUAUCACCCAAGUUCAACAACAAUGUACAAAUCAAGUAUCUGAAGUACAGAAAAAGUGGAUGAAUAAAGUAAAUACUUCUCUUCAAUGUGAAAACAAUAUUAUUGCAAUCAAAAAUACAAUGAGUCAAGAAUACAAGAAAUUAAAAAAACAAAUUACUUCAAUUCAGCAGAUGGCCAUUCGAGGUAAAGAAUUCAUUAGGAUGAUUAAAACUAAAACAUGUUUCGAAUGCAAAUAA